Molecule: messenger RNA, 2485 nt
Organism: Toxotes jaculatrix (banded archerfish)
Lineage: Eukaryota; Metazoa; Chordata; Actinopteri; Toxotidae
Gene: taf1b
Product: TATA box binding protein (Tbp)-associated factor, RNA polymerase I, B
Exons: 16
Coding region: 507-2042 (511 amino acids)
Biological process (GO): RNA polymerase I preinitiation complex assembly; nucleolar large rRNA transcription by RNA polymerase I
Cellular component (GO): RNA polymerase transcription factor SL1 complex; RNA polymerase I core factor complex
Molecular function (GO): RNA polymerase I core promoter sequence-specific DNA binding
Source: RefSeq, a predicted model, not a curated record
CAGAAACAAAGGUUUAAAAAACCUGAUCGGGAUUUUUUUGGUGAUGUCGGAGUUUAAGGUGCAGAACAAACUCAGACUGCAGCAGAUAGAGAGUGAAACACGUCCGUCCUCCAUCUUAUAUCGAUCGAUAUAAACAACAGCAGAUUCGCAGUCAGUCUGGUUUCCACAGCAGGACCGUGAUCCGGAGGGGACCUGAAAACCCACCAGGAACCACUCCAACAAGCGCAGGAUGAAGGUUCAGGAACUGACGAGACGCAAACUGUGCUCAGUAACAACAACAACAACAACAACAGAAAUAAAGUGCCGGGUUCAGGGAGCCCUGUGCUCAGUGCUCAGCAGUGGACUGGGGAAUCUCAGACGAGGGUCGUUUCUACUGCAGAUCCUGCCACAACGUCAUCGAGAGAACCAAAGAGGUGGUGGACCCGACCUUCACUCCAGGAUCCACCAGGAUCUCCACCAUCGGCAGAGGAAGCAGAAGGAAGAGGCCCGAGCGCGGCCGUCAGUGGAUGAUCUGUGAAGGUUUCCAGUUCAUCCUGAGGAACCAGGCCAACGCUCUGCUCAGACUGGGAGUCUCUGCUGGGAGUCACUUCAAGGACCAGGUGCUGUGGCAGCUGUGGAGACUUUACCUGCAGAAGAGUCAACAGGCCUACACCAACAACCCAGUGAGAAGCUCCACGUUUAAAGUGCGAGGUCUGGACUUGGACUCUGACAGCGUGGUGGAGUCAUCCGUCGUGUCCACCAGCGAGACAGACGGAGAGAAGAACCUGUCCAGCACGGCCGGAUCCAACGCAGAGAACUCCAGCGAUUGGUCGCUGUGUUCGGGCUCGGUGGACGUCGGCUCCUACCUGACGGCUCGGCUCAGGCGGACCCACGGUCUGAUGAGCAUGAGGAAGACUCUGGCUCUGAUCCACCUCGCUCUGAUCUGGAGCCGCGAGCCGCUGACGCUCAGCGACCUGCUCAGGUUGGUGAAUGAAGGCCACGUCCCGUACGUCAACGCCUACGAGGAGCUCCCAGAGGAGAUGAGGCUCGACGGCAGAGACGCUCUCAUCUUCAUCGUCGAGAGCGUCCCGUCCCACCGGGCGGUGCACAGCGAGGCUCAGGCUCUGGCUCUGUACCUGCAGCUGCAGGCUUUUCCUCCAAUCAGCCGACAGAGUCUGCUGCACCCGGCGCUGCUCAGCCUGCGCUACCUGACCGACGCCAACCUGCCCGAUGAGCUCCACCCAUGGGUCUGCAGGCUGAUGGAGUGCGCCGGUAUGGCGGAUGAAACGCUCCACACGUUUGAUCCCGUGUCUCGCCCCGUCCUGCCGCGGUACGACGUCCAGACCGCCGCCCUCAUCAUAGUCACCAUGAAGUUCAUUUUUGGCCUGGACGACCACACGGAGUGGGAUUUAUCUAAUGAGUCCAGUCUCCGUGACGACGCAGAGAACACGUUUAACCUGAGGAGGUGGUACAGACUGAUGCAGGCCGCUCUGAUCCGAGCUCAGCAGAGGAGAGACCGCCACGUCGCCAGGAAACAGUGGAAGGCGAGGAAACCUCUUCCCCGGAGCAGGAAGUCCCAGUGCGUCGUGAUGAAGAAGAAGAGGACAGCAGAGCAGGUUCAGACCUGUUUUGAGAAGCUGUCUUCCUGUCCUGUGGGGGUCCAGCACUGCGAUCGGUCCAGCUUCAGGUUCUGCUGGGGGGACGAGGACGGAGCGGACGGUCCCAGUUUGCACCACAAGAAGAUGGACAGAGUCCUGAUCCUGGAACAUGACGUCCUGACUCCCUCUAACUCCACAUACUGGCACCCGGCGCUCAGACCCUGUGACCCUCGGAAGUGCAGGAGUCACUACUCAGAGUUCGAGCCGACGUUUCCUCGGUCGUUUGUCUGGCUGCUGCAGCUCUUCUCCUUCCUGCUGGACGUGAAGCCGGCGGAUCUGUAUGACGAGGUGCUGAGGGUGGAGAGACGAGUGCUCGGCAGCAGAACGCCCCGAAGUGGACCCCUGAGGAGGAAGAGGAGGACCAGGGCCGAGACCAGGACUGAGACCAGGACACCACAGAGAUGAUGAGACAUCAGAGAAACCAGAUUAAAAAAAAACUUGAAGUAAAUUCAGAAAAGAAAAAAAACAUUCUAAUAAUUCAGUAUCGGUGCGUUCAGGGACACUCUGCUGUGAGAAGCAGCUGCUGAACACUUGGACGUUUCUGGACCGGUUGUCAGUAAACGAGUGUUAGAGCUGCACUGGUUUAAAGUUCCUCUGAAACAGUUUCUGGUUGUUUUUCCACCAACAUGACGCCAAAGAUCUGCUGCUUCAUUUCCUGAGUCUCGGCUUCUUUUUUGAUUUAAUAAGAAAAAUGGUCACAACAGUUUAUUCAUUUCUAAAGAUUUUAGUCGAUAGCGAGAACAGUCUGUCCUGAAGGUGUCUUUGGGUUUUGGACGUUGGAGGACGCUCUGUGGGAAAUGUUUGACUGUUUUUUCACCAUUUCAAAGAAUAAACUGUUAUUCUUGUUA